Messenger RNA from Tilletiopsis washingtonensis, 1262 nucleotides. RefSeq lists its product as hypothetical. The coding region runs from base 131 to 1075 and encodes 314 amino acids. The transcript has a single exon. Lineage: Eukaryota; Fungi; Basidiomycota; Exobasidiomycetes; Entylomatales. The record is from RefSeq and is a predicted model, not a curated record.
CGCCCCCUGCCGCCGAUCCUAGAGCGCAGGUACUGUACAUGGCAUUAGGCUGGGAGCAGCAUCAAGAAACAGGCGUCGGAAAAACGUGACGAGGCGUCGCGCGAGGGCGAGCAAGGCUAAACAUGUACAGAUGCGCCGCGAGCGCGCGUGCCGAGGCCAUCUACAACGCCUGGCCCUGCUGCUCAUUCGCGUGCGUCUCGCUCUCCGGCAGCGGCGUAUCGCUACUGGCAAGCGGCGUGACGGGCGCAGAGGGCGUGCCGCGCGCCGCAGAGCGAGCGGGGCGCUGUCCGCGCGGCGGCCGCGCCGGCGGCGUCGCCAUGCCGCCGACGCUGGCGACCGAGGCGCUCGACACGGACGCCGGCAGCGUGGCCGCGUGGCUGAGCGGCGAGGCGAGCGGCGAAGUGCGUGGCGAGACGCGCGGCGAAGAGGAGGCGGCGGCGGCGGCGGCGGCGUCGAGCGAGGCGCGCGCAGAGAGCUCCAAGGCCUCGAGCGGCGGCAGCCGAGGACUGGCGAGCGCCGCCGCGGCACUGCUGCGCGCUGGGGCAGUGAGGGGCGCAGACAGCGGCGAGACGGAGCCGGCGGGCUCGACGAUCAGUGGAGCGUCGUGCAGCGUGCUGUUGUUGCACACCUGCGGACUCUGCUCGGCAGACUCGAAGCCGGACACGCCACGGCUCGUCGAGCUCGACACCGUCGAUUCGCGUCUCUGCUCGCCGAGCGCGCGCGGCGGCGCGUCCGCAACAGCUUGAGACGCAGCGGCGCUGCUGCUGGGCGCGUCUUGCGGCGGCGCAAGCGCCUUCUCGCUGAUCAGCGGCGAAGGCUCGAGGCCGGACGCCGGGGAGCAGGCCUCGUCGACUUGGCGUUCGGCGCGCGCAGGCGCAGCUUGAGCCUCACCAUCGAGAGACAGGCCAGACAUGAGGCGCUGCGCCUCCGUCUCGGCGCCGGCGUGCGCCAGCGUCUCGGCGCCGGCGUGCGCCAGCAUCCCAUCGUCCUUCUGCGCAGAGGGCGUGCGCGCCUCGUUCUCGUCGUCGUCUUCGUGCGAGAGCCAGCCGACGUUCUGGAGGCCCAGCACGCCUGACUCUGGAAGGAGCUCGUCGCGCCUGCCGUCCUUGGCGACGGGAGAGGGCGGCAGUGGCACAUACUGCGCCUGCCGCUGAGAUGCCUCGUACGGGCCGUCGAUGGUCAAUUGUGUCCUGCGGCGCUUCGCGGCAAGAGUGGGAUGUGUCUUCCAGUGCGUCUCGACGCGAUGGUCUGCCCGGUGAGUG